CUGACAAUGACGUUGUUCUUUGGUUCUGUGCUAUUUGCUAUUGGAGAAUGUUGAUAUUUGAUGCUUCCGAGUUUUAAUUUCGUUAUUAAAAAUUUACAAUUUUACCAGGAUGAUAAGCGUGAGAUAUACAAGGAAUUUAUUUUUGAGAUGUUUGUGUGUAAUUUAUUUAGCAGCGUUUUUGUCGUUUUACGUACAAAUACCGGGUCUAUACGGAGACAAUGGAGUACUGCCAGCUAGAUCCGUACUGGAAAACAGUAAACAUAAAACAUUAUCAGCAAAAGUUCACUAUCAACCUACUUUGUUGUGGCUGGCACCUUAUCUAGGUCUAGAUACCAGCUAUGCUCUAGAUCUGUUAUCUCUUCUUGGAGCCUUUUUGGCAUUUACAGGAAUUAUCUCUCAGAAGUUUUGUACAAUACCACUAUUUGCAGGAUUGUGGUCUUUGUACUUUUCUCUAUUCCAAGUUGGGCAAGCGUUUGUAACAAAUUUUGAUGAACUGCUUCUAGAAACAGGAUUUUUAGCCAUUUUUGUGGCUCCACUUUUGCCAGGGCGUCGAAGGGGUUCAAAAGGAUGUCCAAAAGACCUAAUAUCAUUAUGGCUAGUCAAGUGGCUCUUAUUCCGGAUUCUGUUCAUGUCAGGUACACAGAAGUUCAUCAAUGGAGAUCCUGUAUGGUGGAACCUUAAAGGUAUAUCUCGUGUUUAUGAAGUAUUACCUUUACCUACGCCUCUGUCUUGGUAUGCAUAUGCCCUUCCUGAAUGGCAGCUGAAGCUCACACAAGUUUUCGUCAACGUCGCUGAGAUUAUUUUACCUUUCCUGUUUUUCGUACCUAUAAGAUGCGCCAGACAUUUUGCAUUCUUAGCACAGUUAUUCUUACAAAUAUGCGUUAUUGUAACUGGUAAUUUCGGAUUUGCCAACAUACUAGUGCUGGCUCUAUUAUUAGUGCUAUUGGAUGAUCAGUGUUUCUAUAAGAAGAAAUCUUCAGGCAAGUGGUCAAUAUUGGGAAAAGUAGCAUCUUUUGUGAUUAUUAUAGGUAUUAUAUAUGGAUCUAUUGUUCUCUUCAAUUUGAAAUUAAACAAUGGUCAAGUGGAGUCCAAUAUUGCAUUUACAAAGGCACAGUUCGAAAAAUAUAUUGGCCAAGGACUUAUUUAUACCAUAUAUUUUGGAUUGAUUUCCUUGGCUGUGACAGUUCUAUACGCUCUCUCGCAAAUUCUCUUUGACAACCAUGGCUCAGGAAAUAAAGUAUUAGCCAUUCUUUCAACAGUAUUUUACUCUAGUAUUGCUGUUGCUAUUUUCUUAUCAAGCACAGUACCAUUGGCAUCUUUACGCCCAGUCUCAAAUUCCACUGUAGAUCCAACCAUUCGUACUAUUUACAACAGAUUACACAAGUUACAUGUCGUUAAUCAUUAUAGCAGUCCCUUCACCACAUUUCCCGCUGGUAAUGGUAGAAGAGAAAUUGUAUUUGAGGGGGCCGAUAAAGUUGAUGGGCCCUGGAAAGAAUAUAACUUUUUAUACAAACCAGGAAACCCGAAUGCUUCAUUACCGUUUGUUGCUCCCCAUUCGCCACAGCUGGAUUGGCACUUAGCGACCGCAGCUUAUGUGAGUUACGAUCAACAGCCAUGGUUGGUGUCAUUCGCCCAUAGGAUCCUGGCUCACAAACCUGCCGUUCUUGCCCUCAUAGAUUUUAGAGAUUCGCCAUAUCGUAACGUACCACCCAAAUAUCUUAGAGCUCUUGUAUAUAAAUAUCAAUAUACAGGUUGGAAUCAAAGGAGUCAGAGAGCUUGGUGGACAAGAGAAAAAAUUUCAGAAUACUUGCCAGUCGUUUCCUUGGACUCUCCCUUCCUAACUGACUACCUGAAAGCAAGAAGUCUAUUACCUUUAACUUCAAAAGGUAACGUGAAUCCUCUAUGGACACAAGCCUUAGAUUUUAUCAGAUAUAUCGUUAACCAUUUGGAAGCAACAUUAUUGUUCUGGUCAGUAGUUUCUGCUGGCUUUGCCGUCAUUUGUACGACUUCAUCAGUUUCUCACGGCAAGAAAUAAAGCAAUGUUUGGUUAUGAGUGUACAUGUGUGGUCUGGAUGUACAGAACUGAAAUACUAUUUUACAUCAGAUUUUUCUUUCAGUCACAAAAUACAUGGAUUACAUACAAAUUUGCAGAAAUGAUGAUCAGUUAUGUUAUAUCAUUGUUUCUUGUAUUAAAUCUGCGAAUUUAAACAUGUGUUUUGUUACUGAAAAACUACUCGUAUCUUAUCUAUAUUUUUAAUUAUGUGUUUUUUUCUUUUGAAAUAUUGCUUCCUAAUAAAAAUGUUUUAGAUGAUGAGUUUUCUUGUGGACUCAUUAUACUUCAAUGUUCACAUAAUUAUAACGUCACCGAAGUUUGUGAAAUAGCAUGCUAACAUGAACAGUAAUUACUAAUUCUGUCGUUAGUAAACUAAUUUUUGAGUUUUCUUUGAGAUACAUUAUUAAUGUUUCAUGAAUCCGUUGCACGUCAGUAGAUUUCAAGUUGUCAUUAUCGUACAGCAUUGUCAUAUUGUCGGAAUGGUAGAGAAUGUAAAGAAUUAGGAAAUACUAAGAAUGUGAGGUUAUUCUUUUUAAUUCAUUUAUUCAGAGAACCAGAAGUUGCAUCGAUAAAAACUAACCAAGAAUUUAUAUUAUUAUAGAUAAUAUAAUAAUAUAAAUAUACCAGCAUACCACUAUAGAUACGUCAAAUAUUACGUCGGUUAAUAAGUUCCGGACCUAAUUAUUAAAACAACAUUUUUCCAAAAAAUAUUUUCUAUUCAUGUGGCAAUAGAAUCAUUCCAAUGCUUUUUUAAUUUUCCGAUGGCGCCCUUGGAAAACGGGUUAUCUUUGCCUUCAAAAUAGGCUUUAGUUUCAGUGAUUACUUCCUCAUCAGAGCGAUAUUAGCCACGGAGCAUUUUUUUAGAUCGGAAAAAAGGUCCGCUCAGAUGAUGGCUGAUUGAUUCCGGAGUGAAGUGAUGGAUCCAUGUGUUAUCCAUUGUGAUAUGCCGAUAGAAAAACUCCGACUUAUUCCAAUUUAACAUUUCCAAACAGCCCCGAGACUCAUAAAUUCUUUGUUGUUUGCCCUGGUGUAAGCAAGCGCGGCGCCCAUUUGAAAAACAGCUUUCUCACACUCCAAUGUUCGUGUGUAAUCGUGAAAACCCUACCAUUUGAUAACUUUAGAGUGUUUGCUAUCUCUUGCAAUUUCACUUUGCAUACUUUUCAGCAUUUUUUUGAUAUCUUCGGGAAUAACUGCCUCAUUUGGCCUUCCAGACCUCAGCAUCAUCUGUCAUGGAUUAGUUCUGUUGAUAUUGUGAACAAUAUUAGCUUAAACCCAUAAGAAUAGUUGGUUGUACUGUGACGAAGCAGAAAUCCCAUUGAUGACGUGCAACGGGCUUAAGAGGAAAAAUGUAUGUAUUCUCUUUAAUAUAAUAUCGGUUGGCAAUACUGAUUAAUAUUCAUGACACAAAUAACGGAUACAUAACAGUGGAUGUUUGUAAUCUUUUAAAAAAUGCUACUUUCUGUCGACGGACGGAUAGAUUUGCUUCACAUAUAUCUUUAUUUUUAUUAUUUAAAAUGCCAACAUCAUAUCAAGUAUGGCUAAGCAAUAGAACUGUUGGAAAAGCAAAAUUUAUACUGUGUAAAUCUCAGUUCUGUACUUUAUUUGCACUGUUUAAUGAUAUAGAGGAGUUUAUAAAAUUUUAUAUGUCUUAGAAUACGUAGAAUCUAUCAGUGUCGUGUGUGAGUGUUAAGAGGAUUCUGACUGGAGGUCUUUACUCAGUAAAAUUAAUACAGAUUUUAAAUAUUUAGAUUGUUGUCGAAAUAUUUAAAAGCGAAUUACAUAUUACUAUUUAUAUAUUUUUUACUUCGGUUAUAGAUAUGAUUUUGGAAAUUUGUUUUUUGAUUGUCUAUCUACAAGUGUUGAGGAAAGUAAUGUUGUUAUUGUAUCUUUGCUCGACCACUGUAGUAAACAACAAACAAAAUUUAACAUAUUUUCAAAAUUAUGUAUCCUUUUGAAUAAAAGUUUAAUUGUAAAUAUACAGUUUUUAAUUAGUUCUCGACUACAGUACAACUUUCAUGUUUUUUUAUAUUAUUUGUUUUUAUUACUAAUAUGCAUUUUUUGUCAUCUUAAAUCUUUGUAAGCAUUUAUUUUGUUAAAAUCAAGAUAUUUUUUAUAUUAUUUCGUAAAAAUAAUAAAGUACAGCACGUCAAA
Messenger RNA from Diabrotica virgifera virgifera (western corn rootworm), 4204 nucleotides. Its product is annotated as lipase maturation factor 2. Gene Ontology annotation, biological process: protein maturation. The coding region runs from base 110 to 2035 and encodes 641 amino acids. The record is from RefSeq and is a predicted model, not a curated record. Lineage: Eukaryota; Metazoa; Arthropoda; Insecta; Coleoptera; Chrysomelidae. The transcript has 10 exons. Gene Ontology annotation, cellular component: endoplasmic reticulum membrane.